This is a messenger RNA of Owenia fusiformis, 1255 nucleotides long. NCBI's taxonomy places the organism in Eukaryota, Metazoa, Annelida, Polychaeta, Sabellida, Oweniidae. The record is from the annotation of a GenBank genome assembly.
GUGGUUCAAGCAUUCAACCAAAGUGAUAAUUUUCUUAUCACUUACAUUGACAAUUUGGUACAUAUUUUUUACUAACGAUUUUACUUCAGUGACUUACAAUAAAUGGAAUUAUAAAACACCUAAAAACAUAUUUGUACCACAAAGUAAUCUUACACACAAAUUCAACAAGAAAGAAAAUCAUCAGAAGCUACAUUUUCAAGAUGGGAAUCUGACACAUAAAUUCAACAACGAAGUCUUUGACACAAACUUUCCAAAGGAGAAAGAAAAUCAUCAGAAGCUUCAUUUUAAAGAUGGGAAUCGGACACAUAAAUUCAACAAUGAAUUUUAUGACACAAACUUUCCAGAAGAGAAUCACAUUGUCAUAACUACUGGAAGACGAAGUGGAUCAAGCUUUAUUGGAGAAUUAUUUAAGCAAAAUCCUGAUGUAUUUUAUGUGUUUGAACCAUUAAAACCAUUGGAUAUACUCCACUCAAAAAAUGUGUCAAAGGACAUUAUACAGGGCCUUGGAGUUAAAUAUCUGAGAAAAACUAUGGAAUGUAACUUUGAUAAAUCAUAUAUAAAUCUGCUAAUGCGGUUCCUAAAACAAGAAAAAUUAUGGACAAUUAAACGAAUAUUUCCAGAUUGUUCAUCCAACAAGGACAUUAAAGAAAAAUGUACCAAAAGGAAGAAUGUUGUAACCAAAACUGUUCGUAUUAAGUCUCUAGAGGGUUUGGCUAAUAAUCUUGGAAGAAACUGCACAGUUAUCUUACUCAUACGAGAUCCACGUGGAGUUUUCAAUUCAAGACUACAGGAGAAAAAGGAAUAUAAGGAUCUGCCAUUGUAUGAAAAGGAAGAGGACAUGAAAGAACUUUGUGCAAUAAAUGUUGAAGAUCUAAAGUUUCUCUCUAAAAUAAUAGAAGAUAAAUUACCAUAUAUUAUGCCAGAUCUUCCCUCGUUAGGUCUUGUAAUUUAUGAAGAUGUUGCGCUAGACCCAAUGAAACAAGUAGUAAAACUGUACAAACAUUUGCAACUGCCAUUUCAUGAAAAUGUGAGAAAAUGGAUAUUAACACAUACAAACACAUCUGAAUCACAUCUGUUUCGUCGAAAAAAAACGUAUGGCACAUCAAGAAACUCGAGUGAUAUUCCUCACAAAUGGAGGCAAGAACUUUCGUUCAAAGACAUUAAGAUGGUUGAGUCAAUCCCAGAAUGCGCAACUUUGAUUCAGAUGCUUGCAAAACCUAAUAAACUGUCAGAAUACUGGUAUAAUAGCAGAUAA